AUGAGGACAAGACGUGGAGAGAAAAUCGAGGACAAGAGGCGACGAGCUUGGAGUCCAGUUGAUCAACCAACGUCCACAAAAGAAAAUCCAACUUUUUUUCCGGACACAAGUGACGAAGCGGACGAGGAGUUCGAGAAGGCAAUGGAGUUAGAAAAGCGAGAUGAAAAUAUUCUGCAACACCGAGAGGGAGCCCUACAAUGCCAAAAAAUGCAGGCCUUAAAGAUGCUGGAAGCUUCAAAAAAUAGAUUUGGACCAGUUGAAGUGGGAAGAACAGUCCGACUGCCGAUCGGUUCUGUCGAUCGUCCGAAGAUCGAAUGUAUGCCGUACGGGGGCACAGUUAGCUCCCUCCCGAAUGGAAUGUGCAAGAGAGCGGUGAAAAAUGAGACUGCACAAGGAAGAUACUCGAGAAUCGUCGGAAUAAGAGUC
This is a messenger RNA of Mesorhabditis belari, 426 nucleotides long. NCBI's taxonomy places the organism in Eukaryota, Metazoa, Nematoda, Chromadorea, Rhabditida, Rhabditidae. The record is from the annotation of a GenBank genome assembly.